UUGCCCUUUUUAUACUUGUUUUCGUUAUUCCUUUAUUUUUUGAGCUUUCCCUUCAAAAACGAUUCCUCAGCGUCACCGGCACGUGUCUCGGUCGUUCGUUUCUGUUCAACUGCCCCUUUGCCCGCCAAUCACGACCUCCGGUCACGUGCCGAUCCUCAUUCUUGCUUCUUUUGUUUUUCAAGCUCCGCCAUGAGAGAACCUCAAUUUUUAGAUCUCUAAGUUCUCAAUCUGAAUCUGCAAUUUAGAUUUAGAUUUUGAAUUUAUAAUUUUAGGUAAUUUAAUACUUUCCGUUUUGGAGCUAUGGCGACGAGGAACCGGACGCUGAUAUUCAGGAAAUACAGGGAUGCGUUGAAGAGCGUUAGAGUCCCGGCGAGCUCGUCGUCGGCAUCGGCAUCUUCAGCGGUGGCGGGGACGAGCUCCGGGGGAGGACCGGUGAUUGAGAUGGUUAGUGCUUCGUUGCUCCAUCCGAAUCGGUCUUAUGCUCCUCUAAGUACCGAGGAUCCUGGCAAUUCAAGUAAGGGAGCAGUUACGGUGGGUCUACCGCCAGCUUGGGUAGAUGUGUCUGAAGAAAUAGCAGCAAAUGUGCAACGUGCUCGGACAAAAAUGGCUGAGUUAGCCAAGGCUCAUGCAAAGGCUUUGAUGCCUUCAUUUGGUGAUGGUAAAGAAGAUCAACGAAAUAUUGAGGCUCUUACGCAUGAGAUAACUAAUCUGUUGAAGAAAUCAGAGAAGAGAUUACAGCAACUCUCCGCGGCUGGACGUUCUGAGGAUUCAAAUGUCAGGAAAAAUGUUCAGCGUUCACUUGCCACUGACCUACAGAACCUUUCAAUGGAGCUUCGGAAAAAACAGUCAACUUACUUGAAGCGCCUCAGGCAGCAAAAAGAGGAGGGUCAGGAUGGAGUUGAUAUAGAGAUGAAUCUAAAUGGAAAUAGAUCUAAAGCAGAAGAUGAUGACUUGGAUGAUAUGGUAUUUAAUGAGCACCAGAUGGCAAAGCUAAAACGUAGUGAGGCAUUCACAGUUGAGAGGGAAAGGGAGAUCCAACAGGUUGUGGAGUCAGUAAAUGAGCUUGCGCAGAUUAUGAAGGAUCUGUCAGUUCUUGUGAUUGAUCAGGGCACCAUUGUUGAUCGGAUAGACUACAACAUUCAAAAUGUUGCAACUACGGUCGAAGAAGGCCUCAAACAGCUACAGAAGGCGGAGAGAACACAGAAACAAGGAGGGAUGGUGAUGUGUGCUACAGUUCUUGUUAUUAUGUGCUUUGUCAUGUUGGCCCUCCUAAUCCUCAAGGAGAUACUCUUUUGAUCUGCAAGAUGGUUUUUGCCUGACCAUUUUCCAUUUUGACCACGGUGUGAGACCAUUAUUUGACACGUUGAGGGUCAACAAUUUCCUUGCCAAGUAGAAGAAUGUGGGAAUUUUGAAUUUCCCCACAUACACAUACCACUUUAAAUGAUCAUAUUUACUUAUCUUCUUUUCACUUUUCUGUCUUUUGAAAAAUGCUGGGAAAAAAAAAACAAAAGGAGGGGAAGAGAGGGAAAGGCAGUUGUUUGACCAGGGUUUCGAGUACUGGAUAGGGAAAGGAUGCCCCAAAAUCUGUAUAGAGAGGUUACAAUGUAUUCUUUUCCUUCAGCAAGGAGAUGUAUUGAUUCUUUUAGACUCUUUGGGGAGUUUUUGAGCUGGUUCCCAUAUGAGGAGAUGACGCUUUGCGUAUUUACUUGUAACGAUUCUUUUGAUUUUGAAAAAAUGACAUAAAUCCAGUUUGUUAUGAUAUA
This is a messenger RNA of Theobroma cacao (cacao), 1763 nucleotides long. RefSeq names its product syntaxin-43. Gene Ontology annotation, cellular component: endomembrane system; SNARE complex; membrane. The record is from RefSeq and is a predicted model, not a curated record. NCBI's taxonomy places the organism in Eukaryota, Viridiplantae, Streptophyta, Magnoliopsida, Malvales, Malvaceae. Gene Ontology annotation, molecular function: SNARE binding; SNAP receptor activity. Gene Ontology annotation, biological process: intracellular protein transport; vesicle fusion; vesicle-mediated transport.